CCCAGAAGGAAAAAAGAAACGAGAUGAAGACCUGGAGAGAGUUAUGAAGACUCAUAAAGCCAGUCUGAAGAGCAGGUUUGAGAAAAUAUCUGAAGGCAUCAGCAAACAAGGAGAUGAGAUACUUCUCAAGAAGAUCUACACACAGCUCUACAUUACAGAGGGAGAGAGUGAAGGGGUGAAUAAGGAACAUGAGGUUUGGCAGUUAGAGUCAGCAUCCAGAUCUCAAUCCACAGAAGACACAUCGAUCAACUGCAAUGAUAUCUUCAAGGCCUCAUCUGGACAGGAGAAGCACAUCAGAACUGUGAUGACCAAAGGUGUUGCUGGCAUUGGAAAAACAGUCUCGGUGCAAAAGUUCAUUCUUGACUGGACAGAUAGUGGAGCCAAUCAAGAUGUAGAUUUUAUGUUUCCCCUUUCAUUCCGUGAGCUGAAUUUAGUCCGGGGUGGUCAGUAUAGUCUUCACAGUCUCCUGCUUGACUUCCACCCUGAGCUGAAGGAGCUGAAUGAUAGUGAAAGAUACAAAGACUGUCAAGUUGUGUUCAUCUUUGAUGGUUUUGAUGAGAGUCGGUUGACUCUAGAUCUGGAACAGAGCAGUAAAUUGUCUGAUGUAAAACAAACAUCAUCAGUGGAUCUUCUGAUGACAAGCCUCAUUCAGGGAACUCUGCUUCCCUCUGCACUCAUCUGGAUAACCUCAAGACCAGCAGCAGCCAGUCAAAUUCCUGCUCAGUACAUCAACCAAUUGACAGAAAUACGAGGAUUUAAUGACCCACAGAAGGAAGAGUACUUCAGGAAGAGAAUCAGUGAUGAGAGUCAGGCCAACAGAAUCAUCUUGCACAUUAAGGCAACCAGGAGUCUCUACAUCAUGUGCCACAUUCCAGUCUUCUGUUGGAUUGCAGCCACUGUACUUCAGCAAAUGCUGGAACAGGACAACACCCAGGAAAUUCCCAGAACUCUGACUGAGAUGUUCAUACACUUCUUGCUCAUCCAGACCACCAGAAAGAAUCAGAAGUAUCAGAGAAGAUGUGAAACAAAUAGCGAGAAGCUCCUGGAAUCACAUAAGCAUGUAAUACUGAAACUGGCAGACCUGGCUUAUAAGCAUCUGCUCCAAGGGAAUCUCAUGUUUUAUGAUGAAGAUCUGAGAGAGUGUGGCAUUGAAGUCAGUGAAGCCUCAGUGUACUCUGGUGUAUUCACUGAGAUUUUCAAGGAAGAAUCUGUGUUUCACCAGAAGAAGAUAUACAGCUUUGUACAUCUGAGCAUCCAGGAGUUUCUGGCAGCACUUCAUGUAUUUCUUUCUUUUAAGAAUAUGAAUGAAAAACUGAGUGCACCUGAACUUUUUGUCAAGAAAGCCCAGUUACCUUUAGAAGAGUUGUUGAAGAAAGCUGCGGACAAAGCUUUGCAGAGCAAAAAUGGACACCUGGAUCUUUUCCUUCGUUUCCUUAUGGGCAUCUCAUUGGAGAAGAAUCAUAGACUUCUACAAGGACUACUCACACAUCCACUCAACAGCUUAGAGAGCAUCAGGAAAACAUGCAAGUACAUUAAGGAUCUCAACAGAGAAGAUAUCUCCCCUGAAAGAUGCAUCAAUCUGUUCCACUGCUUGUUUGAAAUGAAUGAUCAUUCCAUACAUGAAGACAUUCAAGAAUACCUGCAAUCCCCCAAGGAUUUCAAAGGCCAGUUGUCUCCUACCCACUGUUCAGUACUGGCCCACAUGCUUCUGAUGUCUGAUGAGGUGCUGGAUGAGUUUGACCUGAGGACAUACAACACAUCAGAUGAGGGACGCAGGAGACUGAUCCCAGCUGUGAGGUGCUUCAGAAAGGCACGACUUGCUGACUGUAAACUUAGUAAGGUGUCCUACGAGAUUGUGGUCUCAGUUCUGCAGUCACCAAACUCCCUGAUAGAGCUGGACCUGAGUAAUAAUGACUUGAGGGAUUCUGGAGUUCAGCUUUUUUCUGCAGGAUUGUACAGUCCCAAAAGCAAACUGCAGAUUUUGAGACUUUCUGGUUGUAAUCUCAGUAAUGAGUCCCUUGAGAUUAUAGCCAGUGUUCUACAAUCACCAAACUCCCUGAUAGUGCUGGACCUGAGUAACAAUGACCUAAAAGAUGCUCAACAUCAACUUCUUUCUGCAGGAAUGCACAAUCCUAACUGCAAACUGCAGACUUUGAGACUUACUGGCUGUAAUCUCAGUGAUGACGCCUGUGAAAUUGUAGCCAGUGUUCUACAGUCAUCAAACUCCCUGAUAGAGCUGGACCUGAGUAACAAUAUCCUAAGAGAUUCUGGAGCUCAAAGUCUUUCUGCAGGACUGUACAGUCACAACUGCAAACUGCAGACUUUGAGGCUGGCUCAGUGUCAGAUCACUGAAAAUGGAUAUGGUUAUCUAGCGAUCGCAUUCAAUUCAAACUCCUCACAUCUAAAAGAACUGGAUUUGGACUGCAACCUUCCUAAGGAAACAGGACUGUUAUCUGCUAGACUACAGGAGGCUCAGCUUAACCUCAAGACAUUGCAACUUCCUGGCUGUAAUCUCACUGAUAAAGCAUGUGGGAUAGUAGCCUCAGUUCUCCAGUCUCCAAACUCCCUGAUUGAGCUUGAUCUCAGUAACAAUGACUUGGGAGAUUCUGGAGUUCAGCUGCUUUCCGCAGGGCUAAGCAGUUCUCACUGUAAACUACAGAUAUUGAGGCUUCCUGGCUGUAAUCUCAGUGCUAAAUUCUGUGAGAUUGCUCUCCAAUCACCAAACUUUCUCAUAGAGCUAGACCUGAGUAACAAUAACCUGGGAGAUUCAGGAGUUAAAUGUCUUUCUGAAGGAAUGCACAGUCCCAACAGUAAACUGCAGAUUUUGAGACUUCCCGGCUGUAAUCUCAGUGAUGAAUCCUGUCGAAUUGUAACCAGUGUUCUACAGUCAUCAAACUCCCUGACAGAGCUGGACCUGAGUCUCAAUGACCUAAGAGAUUCUGGAGCUCAAUAUCUUUCUGCAGGACUGUACAGUCAUAACUGCAAACUGCAGACUUUGAGGCUGGCUCAGUGUCAUAUCACUGAGAAUGGAUAUGGUUAUCUAGCGAUCGCAUUCAAUUCAAACUCCUCACAUCUAAAAGAACUGGAUUUGGACUGCAACCUUCCUAUGGAAACAGGACUGUUAUCUGCUAGACUACAGGAGGCUCAGCUUAACCUCAAGACAUUGCAACUUCCUUGCUGUAAUCUCACUGAUAAAUCAUGUGGGAUAGUAGCCUCAGUUCUCCAGUCUCCAAACUCCCUGGUUAAGCUUGAUCUCAGUAACAAUGGCUUGGGAGAUUCUGGAGUUCAGCUGCUUUCCGCAGGGCUAUGCAGUUCUCACUGUAAACUACAGAUAUUAAGACUCGUUGGCUGUAAUUUCAGUUGUGAUUCCUGGGGUCUUGUGGCCUCAAUUCUGGAGUCCCUACACUACCUGACAGAGCUGGACUUGAGCAACAAUGUCCCUGAAGAACCCAAAGAUGCUUAUGCUAAUCAUUUCAGUGAUAUUUCGAAGGUCAUACGCAUUUCCAACGGCAAUCUGAAGAUCUUGAGACUUGCUGGCUGUAAUCUUAAUGGUUCCUGGGAUUCUGUGGCCUUAAUUCUGUCUCUGAAGUCCCUAACAGAGCUGGACCUGAGUAACAAUGACUUGGGAAAUGGUCCUUAUGAUGAUAAUGAUGAUUAUAUCUUCCAGGACAAAUACAACUGCCGUCUGCAGAUCUUUAGACUCGCUGGCUGUAAACUCAGUUAUAGAUCCUGGGGUAUUGUGUUAGCAAUUCUGAAGUCAUUAAACUCCCUGACAGAACUGGAUCUGAGUAAUAAUGGCCCAGAAGAUGAUUAUUAUGAUGAUGAUUAUUUAAGCGAUGUCUUAGGCCACAUACAUGUUUCCCAAUGUCAUCUGCAGAUCUUGAGACUUGCUGGCUGUAAUCUCAAUUAUGGUUCCUGUAAGACUCUGGUCUCAGUUCUGAAGUCAUCAAAACCACUGAUAGAGCUGGACCUGAGUAACAAUGCUAUAGGAAAUUCUGGAACUUGCUGGCGUUUAUGUCAGUUCUAUUUCCUGUAAGUCUCUGGCGUCAGUUCUACAGUCACCAAACUCCCUGAUAGAGCUAGACCUUAGUAUCAAUGGCCUGGAAGAUUCUGGAGUUCUGCUUCUCUCA
Alosa alosa (allis shad) is the source of this 4130-nucleotide messenger RNA. Its product is annotated as NACHT, LRR and PYD domains-containing protein 12-like. NCBI's taxonomy places the organism in Eukaryota, Metazoa, Chordata, Actinopteri, Clupeiformes, Clupeidae. The transcript is spliced from 16 exons. The record is from RefSeq and is a predicted model, not a curated record. Gene Ontology annotation, molecular function: protein binding. Bases 44 to 4036 code for a protein of 1330 amino acids.